AUGAAGGAUUUGGGCCCAUCGCGGUAUUGUCUUGGUAUUGAGGUAGUUUCUUCUCCCAAAGGCUACUUUUUAUCUCAUGCCAAGUAUGCCAAUGAGGUUAUUCAUCGUGCCAAUCUCACUAACACUAAGAUUUCUAAUACCUCCGUUGAGCUUAAUGUAAAGCGCAACACUACUGAUGGUGUUCUUCUGGAUAAUCCUACUUUGUAUCAAGAGCUCGUGGGUUGCUUAGUCUAUCUGACGGUUACUCGUCUUGAUCUUGCCUAUGUUGUUCAUGUGCUAGAGCAUUGUGCCAAAGACUUAUUGCAAGAAGGAAUGAGGGAUAAGAAGGUGAGAGAAGAAGUGAGAACAUUCCCCAGUAGCAGCAACGAUCUGCAGAAAUCGUCGUCGUCUUUGCUCGCCGAUUGGAACGCUUACGCAGCCGCCAAAGAGUCCGAAGACGCUGAUUCCAGCUUAGGCUUCGAUCUCGAGGCCGCCGUCAGGACCGCCAACGAUAAGGUCUCCGGCACUUUCAGCCAGGUUUCGAAAGGAGUGAGGGAUAUACCAGGGAACUUUCAGUCUGCCACAAGCAGUGUCCCUUCUGGAAAAUCUCUGAUGUACUUUGGUUUACUCCUUGCGACGGGAGUGUUUUUUGUCUUCAUCGCAUUCACCAUGUUCCUUCCUGUCAUGGUGCUAAUGCCUCAGAAAUUUGCUCUCUGCUUUACUAUUGGAUGUGCCUUGAUUAUUGGCUCAUUCUUUGCCCUCAAAGGUCCUAAGAAUCAGUUUGAACACAUGUCAUCAAAAGAGAGGCUUCCUUUUACAUUGGGAUUCAUUGGCACCAUGGUGGGUACGAUUUAUGUUUCCAUGGUGCUUCACAGUUAUAUUCUUUCUGUGCUCUUUUCCGUGUUACAGGUCCUUGCCCUGUCAUACUAUGCUAUUUCCUACUUCCCUGGAGGAUCUAUUGGAUUGAAGUUUCUUUCUUCAACACUCACAUCAUCGAUACUAAAAUGUUUUGGAAGGUGACAAAAAUGUAUGCUUGUCAAUAGAUUUUCCAUUUUCUUCAGGUCAAUCACUUGAUUGAUAUAAAUUUAUUGUUAGGAUUGACUUGUUUUAACAUUCAGUGGUUAAUGGCAUUGAGAAUUACUUUUCAUUGGGAAUUUUACAUUUA
This is a messenger RNA of Camellia sinensis, 1144 nucleotides long. NCBI's taxonomy places the organism in Eukaryota, Viridiplantae, Streptophyta, Magnoliopsida, Ericales, Theaceae. The record is from RefSeq and is a predicted model, not a curated record.